Eruca vesicaria subsp. sativa (arugula) is the source of this 1001-nucleotide messenger RNA. The record is from the annotation of a GenBank genome assembly. NCBI's taxonomy places the organism in Eukaryota, Viridiplantae, Streptophyta, Magnoliopsida, Brassicales, Brassicaceae.
ACUUACUGAGUGAGCAAGUCCGAGUCUGAGUCAAACCCCCCCCCCCCGAGUCAAGUAAACAAUGGACCUCUACGGCUUAUCUUCACCCGACUUGCUUCGUAUCGACGACCUCCUCGACUUCUCCAACGACGAAAUCUUCUCCUCUUCCUCCUCCACCGUCGCUUCCUCCGCCGCUUCUUCGUCGGAAAACCCUUUUAACUUCCACACUUCUCCUCCCCCUCCUCCUCUCGUCUCCGACUUCACCCACGAUCUCUGCGUCCCCAAUGACGACGCAGCUCACCUCGAGUGGCUAUCACGCUUCGUCGACGACUCCUUCUCCGAUUACCCGGCCAAUCCCCUAACCAUGACCGUCCGUCCCGACGCUUCCUUCACCGGAAAACCACGUAGCCGCCGAUCAAGAGCCCCGUCGUCACCCUCCCUCGCCGGAACCUGGUCUCCGAUGCCGGAAUCCGAGCUCUGCUACUCCGUCGCGAAGCGUAACCCUAGCAAGAGACUCGAACUCGAUUCCACGGCGGCGGACGGCGGCGGAGCGAGGAGGUGCACGCACUGCGCGUCGGAGAAGACGCCGCAGUGGAGGACGGGACCGCUCGGGCCGAAAACGCUCUGCAACGCCUGCGGUGUCCGGUUCAAAUCGGGGAGGCUAGUGCCGGAGUAUCGGCCGGCGUCGAGUCCGACGUUUGUGCUGACUCAGCACUCGAACUCUCACCGGAAAGUUAUGGAGCUAAGGCGGCAGAAGGAGCAGAUGGAAUCGCGUUUCCAGACGCAAUAAUAACGGCUCGCGAGCGUUUUGCGUUUAGGGUUGCGUCUUGGUCGUUACGGUUUCUUUUUGGAGGGUUUUUGGGGGUUUGGUGACGUGUCGUAAUUGUGACGGCUUAUGGUCACGUGACCGAUGGAGGAGGUUUAAGGUCUAAAAUGUCAUUUAUUAGUUUGAAUCAGAGAACUCUGCUAAUCACGUCAUUAAUUUUUGUUAGUAGUAUUCAUUUGAAUUUUUUUUUUUUUUU